ACAUGCUUUAAUUUUAACCUAUUUCCCUCCUAUUUCCUAUUUCCUAGUUUUAACUUUUGAACUGCAAUAACAAUACCUUACAAUAUGAAUAUUUAUAAAAUAAAAUAAUUAUAGUCGAAUUGAGAAUAUUGAGAUGGAAAUUAACAACACGAUAUAUCGUAAAACUGCUACAGGAAAACUCAAACGGCAAAGAAAAAAGUUGCAUAUUCCUGCCAAGAGCCAGAAAUUUCCAGAAAACCAGGCAUCUCCAAAAGGGGAUACUGUACCACUUUUGCCUAUAUCUCCACCAAAAGAAGAUCUCUUUGCUGGUCUUAACAUCGAUAUCAACAAUAUUAAGAAAAGCUUAGUGUCGGAUGAUGUGCAGAGUAUUAAGUCAAACAAGUCUAGCAAAUCUGAGUCAGGAAAACAGAUUCUUCCCAAGAAAGAAAAGAUCAAACUAAGAAGAGAACUGCUGCUUAAAAAAAUCGAUACUGUUAAUCAAAUGAAGAAAGAGUUAAAAAUCAGGGAGAGAAGGAAAAAUACAGCUGUCAUUGGUGAUACUAAUCCCCUUCACGAUGCACUGCCUUCUUUAGAAUCAUUAUUAAAAAAUAAAUCAAGUAUCAACUAUAAUAAUACAAAAACCAUUAAAAAGAGGGGCAUAGAAAAAGCAACUCAAAGGAAGAAAAAACUAGUUGAAGGUGUGAAGAUUUUUAAGCAGACGCUGAAGAACAAGGAUUUCAAGAAAAACCCUCUCGAGGCAAUUUCCAUUCAUGUUAAAGCUAUGGUGGAGCAGGAACUCAAAAAUAAAUGUUAAGGUAUUUCCGGAGAAAAAUUGACUUCCGUAUAGUAAGAAGCAUGCUGGCAAGUGAUUUUAACUGAAUUAAAACAAUUAUUUUCAAUUUA
Anoplophora glabripennis (Asian longhorned beetle) is the source of this 882-nucleotide messenger RNA. Its product is annotated as protein FAM207A. Gene Ontology annotation, biological process: maturation of SSU-rRNA from tricistronic rRNA transcript (SSU-rRNA, 5.8S rRNA, LSU-rRNA). The coding region runs from base 134 to 793 and encodes 219 amino acids. The transcript has 3 exons. NCBI's taxonomy places the organism in Eukaryota, Metazoa, Arthropoda, Insecta, Coleoptera, Cerambycidae. Gene Ontology annotation, cellular component: 90S preribosome; nucleolus; preribosome, small subunit precursor. The record is from RefSeq and is a predicted model, not a curated record.